Messenger RNA from Pediculus humanus corporis (human body louse), 1023 nucleotides. Its product is annotated as Replication factor C subunit, putative. Gene Ontology annotation, cellular component: nucleus; DNA replication factor C complex. Bases 1 to 1023 code for a protein of 340 amino acids. The transcript has 9 exons. The record is from RefSeq and is a predicted model, not a curated record. Gene Ontology annotation, biological process: DNA repair; DNA-templated DNA replication. Lineage: Eukaryota; Metazoa; Arthropoda; Insecta; Psocodea; Pediculidae. Gene Ontology annotation, molecular function: DNA binding; ATP hydrolysis activity; ATP binding.
AUGGCGGCUGCGAUUGAAGAGCAACCAAAAUUGAAUAUGCCAUGGGUGGAAAAAUAUCGUCCACAAAAAUUAGAUGACUUAAUAUCUCAAGAUUACAUAGUAAAUACAAUUAGAAAAUUAAUAUCUCAUAAGCAGUUACCUCAUUUAUUAUUUUAUGGGCCACCUGGUACAGGGAAAACGACAACUAUUUUAGCUUGUGCAAAAGUUCUUUAUACUCCUGCUCAAUUUGCCUCGAUGGUUUUAGAAUUAAAUGCUUCUGAUGAUCGAGGAAUUGGUACAGUAAGAGGAGCUAUUUUAGAUUUUGCCAGCACCAAAACUAUGUUUCAAGGUGGUGUCAAGCUUAUAAUUCUCGAUGAAGCAGAUGCGAUGACUCACGAUGCACAAAAUGCUUUGAGAAGAAUCAUGGAAAAAUACACGGCAAAUGUUAGAUUUUGUAUAAUCUGCAAUUAUUUGGGUAAAAUAAUUCCAGCCAUUCAAUCAAGAUGUACAAAAUUUCGUUUUGCUCCUCUUGAUUCGAAAGAAAUUCUUCCUAGGCUAGAAUAUGUUAUCGAACAAGAAAAAAUAAAAAUAAGCGAUGAUGGUAAACAAGCAGUUCUUACAUUGGGUCAAGGAGAUAUGAGAAAAGUACUGAAUAUAUUACAAAGCACAUUCGUUUCAUUUUCAGAGGUAAAUGAAGAAAAUGUGUAUACCUGCGUUGGUCAUCCACUUCAAUGUGAUAUUUUUGAAAUGUUACAAUCAUUAUUAAACGAUAAUCUUUCUGAUUCAUACAAAAAAAUUCAAACGAUAAAAACAUUAAAAGGUUUAGCUUUAUCGGAUAUAGUUACUGAAUUACACACGUGGGUACACAAACUUGAAUUACCUUCGAAAGUUGUUUGUCUUUUAUUAAUUUCACUUUCGGAUAUAGAAUAUAAUUUAAAUAACGGUUCGAGUGAAAAUAUCGAAUUGGGAAAAUUAUUAUCAGCAUUUUACAAAGCCAGAACGUUGAGCGUUGAUAUAGCUAAAACUCUGGAAGAAAAUUUUUAA